ACCAAACUUAAUUUCAUCAUCGAUAGUAUGUGUGUAUCUACUCAACACUUUAUAACCAAUCACAAACAUUCUACAAAUCUCUGCCAAUAAAAUAUCUUCAAAACAUAGCAAACUGUUUUGCUUAUGUAAUAUCGAUGAAACGAGCAAGUUUAACACACAAAAACCUCCUCCUCAGUUUAUUUUACCACUCAUGGUAAAAAUGACUCCCUGUCUUGUCAUAUUAUUGUUUCACUGACAAACACAACAGCGCAUAUAUCAAUGCACAGAUAAAUUAUCCCAAUAUGUCAUCUUUGAAUCAGAAACAGUACAUUUUCUAUGUGGAACUUGUUAUUAUUUCAUUCACUGGAUUAGGAGGUCUGCUGUCUUUGAUAAGUGUAUGUGUUAGACGUUGUUGGAUAUCUGACAAAUUUAUUGAAGCAGUGCAUAUGCAUACAAAUUAUCAAAACUUGACCCGAUGUGAAACAUCAUGCCUGCUCGCUAUAAUUGGAACAAUAUGCAGUGAAAUAUCAGCACUUUUUGGUGUCAUGAGAAUGUAUCUUCGUAAUGUGAAAAAGAUAAAAAGAUGUAAAACGGCGCAAUUCAUUUAUUUGAUUGCAGGAUUUAUCAGCCUACUAAGUUCUGUAGCCGUCUGGGCUGACUUCCUGCGUCACCUACCUCAUGAAAUAGGAGCUAGUUAUCAUUUAAAAAAGUUCACACUUCGUCAUCGAAAUCAACUUCUUGAAGAGAAGAAGAAAGCCUUAUCCAGAGAUCAAUUGAAAAAUCCACUAACUCGUUUAACAAUGUCAAACAGAAGUAUACCUUUGUAUCGAAAUUAUGAGAAUAUGCAAAUUCCUGCACAACAUAUACAUCUUAGUGUGAAUUAUCUAUUUGGUUGGGCAUAUUGGUUUUGUGUUGUGGCAGUUGUAUUUCUAUUCCUCAGUAAUUUAAUCUACCUAAUGCGGAAAGACUGUGAAGAACAGAAACAGUCGACUGAAGUGGUUUGAUUGUUUUUAUGAGUUUACAAGAGACAUGAAAAAUGCAUGAAACAUUCAUGGGGAUAUAUUCAAAUCUGUAUUUUUUUUAAAGAUUUAAAUUGGAUAGACCGUUUGACAGAUGAACGGAAGAGAAACAAUGCGAAGAAGGUUGUAAACCUGAAAUCAUCGAGACAGAAAGAUUUUAUUACUAUGAAGGAUAUUUC
This is a messenger RNA of Trichobilharzia regenti, 1177 nucleotides long. Lineage: Eukaryota; Metazoa; Platyhelminthes; Trematoda; Strigeidida; Schistosomatidae. The record is from the annotation of a GenBank genome assembly.